GCGAUAUUCCUCCUACGUGUAUAUGAAAACGUUGUCGGGGGCCGCCCGCGUGUGUUUGGGGCCGAUUACUCGCGAACGAGUGCGGCGGCAUUAUUAAGUGAAGUUUUUUUACAUUGCGGCGUACAUACGACGAAUGAGAGAGAGAGAGCCGAGCGCGCGCUCCGGUGUUGUGUGUUGAGAAGGAUUAUAUUAUUCUUCGUGAGAAACUCGAGUGUGCGGAGAACCUCGCCGCCGUCCGUGCGCCCCGAGCGAGAGAGAGAGAGAGAGAGAGAGAAAGAGAGGGACACAUGUAUAGGCAGACGGAGGGAUACACCAAUUGAGAGUGAGAGAGAAAAGUAUAGAGAGCGAGCGAGUGAGAACGAACGCGCGCGCGCCCGCGAUACCGAGAGUGAGCCACAAGAGAGUUACCGACGACGACGAGGCAUCCGUUGAAGCGCCGCGAGCCAGCCGCGAGGAAAACGCGAGCUUGAAAAUUUGUGAUUUCGUGCGGUUUACCGGAGAUUAAAAAACGCUCGUCACGAACGAAAGAGUAAAAGAGUUUCGAGCGAGCAACGACCGAGUUAAAGGGAUAGUUAAAGGUUAAAUAAAAGCUCGGAAAACUCGUGUGAACCGAGGUGACAGUGGCAGAAAGCGACAGUACAAAGUUAGCGCGUGCGGUGCGGUGUCAGGUCGUACGAAUGUGAGCGAGCAAGCGUGCGUUUGGGAGGCGAGUGCGUGCGGCGAGGAGGUGUGCGUGCUCGAGUGCCUGCGUGUGUGCGUCAGUGUGAGAUUGCGUAUGCGUGUGUGUCGUGCGUAUGCGAGGUGAGGGUGGGCGGUAUAUAUGUGUAUCACACGUUGGAUACAAGUGUGAAUGCGCGUGUACCCGUGAAUUAAAAAUUGUGUGUGUGUGUGCGUGCGUGUGUGCGUGCCCGCGUGUGUAUGUGUGUGUGUUUGGCGGCGAGUGUCCUGGCCGAGAAUCCGUCCGUACGGGAAAAGCCGAUCGGGAACGGCGGUAGCGGCGACGGGGCCACAGCAAAAGCAAAAUCAGCCAAGCAAAAAUCCACCACCAGGCAGCAGCAUCGGCGACGGCGGCGGCGGCGACGGUGGUAGCAGAAGAGAGAACCACACGACGAAUCCUCUCGUCACAUACAUAGCAUUUUGUACGAGGGUGUGCAGGAGAGCCACGCGUAUACACGCCCGUGUGUAUGUGUGUGUACGUGUGUGUGUGCGUGUGAGUCUGUGUAUGCGCUCGUGUGCAAGAGUGUCCGCGUUUCGUAAAUACAUACACACAUGCCUCGUUGCCGUGUAUGUAUACGCUCGUGAAACGAAAGACUACACUGCGAAAACGACGACGAAGACGCGUACCCCCACGUUAAGUGUGGGUGUGCGUGUGUGUAUGUGCAUAUGUGCCGUGCCGGUAUAGAACGUAAACCCGAACUUUUGUAAUACACAAGGGGGGGCACCGCGCUCAGGAGGAACUUGUAUCGUAAAAUUAGUGUCGGAUAUUUAGUUGACUCGUUUGUCUCCUCUCUAUCUUCCUCGGUUAACCCGUAAUACCGAGGCUAAAAGUGAAAAAAGAAAUCUAUCUCAUAUAUAUAUAUACACACACACGUAGGUAUAUAUAAAGCAUCCGUGUACGUGACAGAGGUAAAAGUGACAGAAAGACGCUCGUGACAUGUCGGAACACCACCGCGUUGCCGGUGGCUGGGGCACUGCUAGCUCCGGAAAUCGGGAAGACGGCUCGAGCGGACCGGCAUGGUGGCCAACGGGUUUGAACGCCGAGCAACAGCAGCAGCAAGCGGCCGCCGCCGCCGCUGCCGCGCAACAGCAACAACAAGCACAACAACAGGCGCAACAACAACAGGCACAACAAAAUUUGCAUCAGCAUCUGCUUAAUCAACAACAGCAACAAUUGUCACAGCAUCAUCAGGAUAUUGUGAGAAGCACAGCGGCAGCGACCCAGCAAUUGUUCUCGUACAAGAUGGCCUCCAGCUUCCAAAAUCCGGCGACGACGGGAGCCCAGUCGAGUCCGGUAUCGACAUCGUCGCCGGUUGGCUCGUGCAUGAGAGGCGCCACCGGUGGUGGUUACGAUUACAGACUCGGUGUCGGUGGUACACCGAGUUCCGGUGGCGGCGGCGGAGGCGGCGGCGGCGGGGGUGGGGGAGGCGGCGGAGGACCCGCUGGUGCACCACCCGGUGUACAAUGGUGGUAUCCCGGUGGAGUUAUGGACGGUGGACAGAACAACCUUCAUCAGCAGCAGAUGCAGCAACAGGGCCAACAUCUAUCGCCGAUCACUUCGCAAACUUCUACGCCCCCCGUUAUGUCCCCGCAUCAGAUACAACAGCUACCACAGCAGCAAAAUAAUCUACAACAAAAUAAAAUGCCGAGAGGAAAGACAACAGACACGAAGCCCAGGGGGCGAAUGACCGCUUAUGCGUUCUUCGUUCAAACAUGCCGUCAGGAGCACAAGAAGAAACACCCGGAAGAGAACAUCGUCUUCCAGGAGUUCUCGAGAAAGUGCGCCAUGAGGUGGAAGACAAUGUCCGAUAAGGAAAAGAAACGUUUCCACGAGAUGGCAGACAAGGACAAGAAGAGAUACGACGCUGAAAUGCAGAAUUACACACCUCCGAAGGGAGAGAAAACAACCGGCCGAGGCAAGAAACGCAAACACAUCAAGGAUCCCAACGCGCCCAAAAGAUCAUUGUCAGCUUUCUUCUGGUUCUGUAAUGACGAGCGUGGCAAGGUCAAGAUGCUGAAUCCCGAAUAUGGAGUAGGAGAUAUCGCUAAAGAAUUGGGCAAGAAGUGGUCAGACGCCGAUCCCGAAACCAAAUCCAAAUACGAGGCUAUGGCAGAAAAGGACAAAGCUCGAUAUGAAAGGGAAUCGACUGCAUACAAGAAGAAAAUGGCGGACGCAACGGGAGAAAUUUUAUGAUCAGAAUUUCGAUUAAUGAAUCACUGAGCUGUAGCGCAUUGCGGGGACUUUCACAAAUAGAAUUAGAGACGUACGAGUCGAUUCUUUCUUUGUUUUUUUUUUUUUUUUUUUAAUUUUUUUCUUUGUCGAAAUGUUUUUCUUUCAUUUUUCUCGCUCGAUUCCAAGUAUCGUGACCAUCGUAAUUAAAAACAAAAAAAAAUAUAAAAAAACAAAAAAAACGCCGUCGUAUCAACUCCGACCGCCUUAAUCGUGGAACAUCAAAUUUUCUCCAAUCGAAAAUGACUGCGUACAAAAUGAAAAAAAAAAAAAAGAAAGAAAGAAAGAAAGAAAGAAUGAAAGAAGGAAGAAAGAAAGAAAGAGAGUUAAAUUAAAGGAUGGGCCGCGUGAGGUGGGAGUGCGCCUGCAUAUGGCUAUACAAAGCAAGACAGUGACGAGGACGCGGAAGAGGAGAAUAAUGCUGUGGAGGAUAUUUGAUAAGUGGACGCACGUCAAAAUCUCAUAUGUCACCCCGUGUCCUUGAGAAAAAUCCCGAAAGCAUUACCUCACCUACUGUACAUACCAUUGACCUUAGCGUGAGAGUACUUACACCACUAGGAAACAAAACAAACGAACAGAAAAUGAAAAUAAAAGAAACAAUACGAAUAAAUAACUAACAAAAUCCAGCCCCCCCCCCCCCCCCCUCUCUUUAUCCUCUCAAUCCAUUCUUCGACCUUUUUCCUUACCUUGGCCCCUGCCCGACCCCUCUCCUCCUUGUCCUCCACUCGGCCCCGUUUGCCCUCACUCAAUCAACCAACCAACCCUCCCCCGUAAACCACGGAUUAUUUACAAUAAAACGAGAACGAAAAAUGAUUAAAAAAACAAAAACAAACGUCAACAACAACAACAAAACAAAACAAAACAACAAAAAACAAUUAAUAAUAUCGAUUAAAAAGAGGAUAAAGGAAAGAUAAAGAUGAAAGAAAAUGAAAAGAACAAAAAUACUACCCGCGGUUAUGCUAAUUAUUUUAAAAGAAAUUGUAUGUAUGAGUGAUCGCGAGAGGAGAUCGUAUGAGUGACAUUUGUAUUUUAACAUAUUGAUAGUACACGUGUAAAGUGGCAUAGGAUAGAGAGAAUGAGGAGAAGACGGUGUACUACUACUACUAUAACUACUAUUAACUACUACACUAUUACUACUACUACUUCUCACCUUCUACCGGGUGGAUCAACAGACAAAAAAACAAAGAUACAAAGAGAACGAUAAAUAUUGAUGAAAGAAAAAAAACAACUACACGAGUUCACGAACAGAAAGGAUUAAAAAACAACGCCGGGGCUCAAUCAUCACUGACUUUGUCUCCGCUCGCAAGUUUUUUUCCUACCAAUACACCUCCCCCCCCCCCCCCCGUAUCAAAAUGGACUAAGAAAAACGUAUGAACAACAUUUUCAGUUUAACAUUAUAUACAAAUGAAAAAAAAAAGAACAGAACGUUUGUGUAAACGUUCAUAUUUACUGUGUACAAGUGACAAGUUAAAGAUGCGAUUAUAUUGCGAGAAAAUAAGAAGGUGUACGAAGUUAGUUAUACAAAGCACUGUUUUUUUUUUCCCUCCCACCCUCUCUUUUGAAGACACUUUCCACUCGGGACGAUCUUAAUACAUGUGCAUAUAUAUUUAUACAUAUAUUUAUGCAUAUAAAUAUAUGUAUAUUUAUAUAUUUUUUUUGUUUGUUUCGAAUUCAUCAAUUUGAAUACACGAACGCGUUAAGCAACCAUGUAGCCGGUAUGUCGAACGAAUAAACGAGUGAAAUGCGAUUUUUUUUUUUUUUUCAUUACAAAACGAAAAAUAAAACAAAUAUGAAGUAAACUUUUUGCACAGAUAUUGUUUAGCUGUAAAAAAUGAAAAUGAAUAGAAAGGAAUCAGUCCCAGGGCUGGUGACGACCGGUGGGACUGCUGCUGCUGAUCUGACUCUUGCGAGUUGUAUUAUCUCUCGUAAGUAGCGCGUGAAGUCGUGUCGCGAUACCUCUAAAUUUUGUCAAACGCUAAAGUUCUUUAUCAAGCCAACGUGCGUGAUUGAGCCUUACGCGGUUCCAUCUACUAGAACUGUUCGCCAUAAGGGCCAUUUAAAUGGAAUUUAAAAAAAAUGAAAAGAAAAACAAAAUACAAAUAACGAGGUUACGAAAAUUGUAUGGCUAAAGAGAAAAGUAUAGGAGCUGCGUCGCUCUCUCUCUAUCUCUCUCCCACUCGCACUAGUGACACACGUAAUGGAAUAAAGAAAAAAUCUAUGGAAAAUAAGAGCGGAUGUGAGCUAUAAUGUCGGCUGAUCUCGAAAAAUUAAACAAAAAAAUAAGCCCGAAUUUAAUCAUAUUUGCGUGGGAGAUGAAUUUAUAGUCCCCCAAAAAUUCCCUUCCUGCGUUGGCUAGAUGAGAAUUUAGUAUGGAAAGUAAAUGAAAGAUGAAGAAAAGGAAAAGGAAAGUGAACGAAAGAUGCUGAAGAGACCGGAGGAUAAGAAGGAAGGAAGAAAAAAAGGUUGUGAGAAAAUGUCGCGUCCCGGCUUUUCGAUGAAAAAGAAAGGUGUGCGUUUAGAAUGAGAGAGAAUCCAAAAGAGAGCGAGCGAACGCGCGGACGUAUGUGUGUGUGUAUGUGUGUCGCGAUCGACGUACGUCAUUCAUUUCGUAAAGCAAUUGUCUAUCGCUAGCUUACGGAAGUGGUCCCCGCCCUCGUCAUUGUUCAUCCUCCGUCUUCGACAUUAAAUUUCGUCAAUAAAAAGAAUACUUUGAAAAAUCCAAAAAAUUCGAAAUCGUCAUAAAAGAUGAUCAUUAUAAUCAAACGCAAUCGCAUUCAUUCAAACGGGAAAGGCUUCAAUAUUUCACUGAGGGAGAACACACAAAAGUAAAAAAAAAAAAAAAAAAAAAAAAAACAGUACAGAAAUACGUAUGCUCGUCUUCUUCGUCGUUUCCUCGUCGUUUUCACCUGGUUCACUUGUCUUCGUCGUUUUUUCGGCUGGUCGUCGUCCUCAAUCGCCGACGUGUAUACGGUGUUGUUGCGAAAAGAAAGAAGAAAAAGCAUAAGAAAAAUAAAUUAAACACCGAAUUGCAAGAAAAACGAGAAAAUUACUAAAUAUAUCCAUGUAAUAAGUAUACAUCGCACGCGAAAUAAUAUUACGUUUAUCAAACGCAUAUUGUUCGUCGCCAGAUUUAUACCGCGAGCCGUUUUGCCGUACAGCAGCUCUGUAUUAUAGAAUAAAUUAUUGUGCUAUCUUGUAUUUUUAACAUUCCUAGAUUGUAGUUAUGUACAGAUUUCAAAUCGUCGAGAUCGAGAUUUUUGAAAGCCAGAAGUUCUUCACGCGGUUAUGAAGAAAAUAAAAAGAGAGAGAGACGAACUUUAGAGAUUCGAUACCACGAAGAUCUCGAUAUAAAAGAAUUUUCAAAGAUCGCAAGGGAGAUCGUUAAUUGAUCUCGAAUACACAUGAGGAACAAAACUAACGAGAGUAAAGCUUCGAGAGUCCUGCCUCGCGGAGAACAAUGGACGAAAUUUGCUCCUUGCUCUGUCUUGUACGAUUUGGCUCACGGCUCCGGGUAAGCACUCUUUGGGACUGACGAUCAUCGAUCUCUUUGGGGAAAAAAAGAAGAAAAGAAAACAGAGAAAGUUAAAUUGUUGGCCACUUUACUUGUAGAUUAUUAUAAAACGUAAGCGCUCUCUUCGAUCACUCUGGACCUUUACCAUCGCCCGACCCUCGCCCCGCCUCGUCUGCGCUCAUGCUGCACUACACUGUCACGUUGGAAACAAUUUUUCAAAGUCCUCUCUACGGUUACAUGUGAGAACAAACACGGAAAAAUGAGAAUUAAAAAAAAAAAAAGUACGAAACGAAGAUGAAAUACACCCAAGAGCAACAUUUGUUUGUUUAUCAGAAAACAAAAACAAAAAAAAAUAAGUAAAAAACAUAGACGAAAACGCGAAUACUGUGUAAAAUAUAAAAAUUGUAAUAUUUUAAUACUGAUUUGCAGGUGUGCAUAAUUUUAACAUAGCUGGUAUUAAAAAGUGAAUUGUACUGGAAGAAAUGCAUCCGUUCUUCGAAACGGAUAAACAAAAAAAAAGUAAUUACAAAUAUAUUGAAAAAAAAUGAAAAAAAUAAAGGAAAACAAACGUUGAAAAAAAAAUCAUAACAUUUCCUGCGUUGUAUUAGGACAUUGCCAUAGUUGUAAAAGAUGGUGAGAAGAGAACGAUGAAUAAAAUGUUUCAUUUGUAUAUCUAUUAGGGAUUAAAUAAACCUUUCGAAAAAACGAA
Messenger RNA from Venturia canescens, 7167 nucleotides. RefSeq names its product high mobility group protein DSP1-like. The record is from RefSeq and is a predicted model, not a curated record. The coding region runs from base 1655 to 2911 and encodes 418 amino acids. Gene Ontology annotation, molecular function: DNA binding, bending. The transcript has 5 exons. Gene Ontology annotation, biological process: regulation of transcription by RNA polymerase II. Lineage: Eukaryota; Metazoa; Arthropoda; Insecta; Hymenoptera; Ichneumonidae.